This is a messenger RNA of Solenopsis invicta (red fire ant), 2084 nucleotides long. RefSeq names its product putative gustatory receptor 28b. Lineage: Eukaryota; Metazoa; Arthropoda; Insecta; Hymenoptera; Formicidae. The record is from RefSeq and is a predicted model, not a curated record. The transcript is spliced from 2 exons. Gene Ontology annotation, cellular component: neuronal cell body; dendrite; axon. Gene Ontology annotation, biological process: sensory perception of taste. Bases 226 to 1410 code for a protein of 394 amino acids.
AUUAGUCUUGUCUUGCUGUUCAAUAAAAAAAAUUCUUAGCAGUUUAAAAAUUAAACUCUCCAGAAGUAGAUAGUGCAGGAAGUUUAUGCAAUUUUAAGAAUUUACUGUAAAAACCAUAAAUUACCUAUAGAGGAGAAUAUCAUGUCAACGUUAAUACUAAAGUGUAUUGAUAAAGUAAUUCAUCUAUAAAUACAAUUACUGUUUUCUUAUUGUACUUCAGAAAAUAUGUUUAACUCACUGUCGAAGUUCCAAGGAUCCAAAAACAAAAAGAAAGGAAAUAUAUGGCAGCUAUUUCGAGCCACGGAUUUUGAAUCGUUGAUGUAUCCUUCUUUCACUAUUUGCCGUAUUCUGGCUCUGUUUCCAUAUCAGAUCAAUGGUUUAAACAUCAAAAUUUUCAAGCCAUUUUAUGUUUUAUCUACCAUUAUUACCUGCGUCAAUUGUGUUUGCACACUAAUCAUUUUCUAUAUACUCAAUUUUUCUAAGGAUGACGAAAGUUAUUAUACAAACUUACCCAUAUCCAGGCAAUUGAAAGAAAACUGCUAUCUUAUUUGCGGUUGUCUCACGGCAGUUGCCACGUUCAUUUUAAGUAAACCACGAAUGCAUUUAUUUCAAACCAUAAUGCAACUGUCUUCAAAAUUAUCUUCGGAGACAUAUCAAAAUUUAUCUAGACUAAUCCAUGCCAAGGACAUUUCUUUUCUAGUCUGUUUAUUUGUGGAAGUGUUGAUAUUUUUAUAUCACGUAGGCGAUUUACUAACGACAUUCUUAGUAUACAAUACCAUGAUAGUGUUUCACAUGGAUUUGUUAUACACGAAUUGUGUUUUUGUAUUAGACGCUUGUUUCAAGCAAGUCAACGAUAAUUUGAUGAAUCUAGUAGCGCCAGUGACUAAUGAUGAAUCACAUAAUCUUAGAAGAACCUACUAUAAUGAAAGAAAUCCAUUGAUGGAGCUUAAGGCAUUGAAGAAGCAACAUUUAGCGAUCAGCAACACAGUGCGAAAGCUAAAUAUGAUUUUCAGUUUGCAACUUCUUGUUACCACUAUUAGGACUUUUUCUGAAAUCACUUUUCUAUUGUUCUUCUUUGUAAUGCGUUGGAAAAUUGGCAUGACAGUAAACAAUGUAAACGAACAUAUUUACAAUAUGUUUUUGAUAUUGGCUAUGACAUGUUCUGCUAUAAAAACGGGAUUGGUAAUAUGGUCUUGUGAAACUGGCAAGAAUCAAGCUGCAGAUAUCAAAACUACUAUUCACAGCGUGCUAAACAGCACCAGAGAUAUUCAAAUAAAACGUGAGCUGCAGUUAUUUUCUUUGCAAUUAAUGCAUCAUAAAAAUGUGUUUUCUACAAAAUGGUUUAAUAUAGACGUAACACUUCUUACUGCUGUAAGUGAUCGAACAUUUGCUUUUAGUUUAUGCAUGUAAAAAUACUUAACCUCAAUUUUCUGAUCUUGUUUUUAAGAUGGUGGGCGCCAUUACCAAGCACUUAGUAAUUUUGAUACAAUUCUUGUUCGUAUCUUGCAAUGGGUAACCUACAAUCCAGAUGUAAAUUAAUUCGUAAGAAGAUGCCUGAACAAAUAAAAGAAAAAAAUAUUUAAAAUAUUUAAAAUAUAAAAUAUUUCUAUUUUUAUCAAUGUAAGUAAGAAUAUUCCCAUAAAUAGUUUGCAUACUUUUUUUCACUCUGUGUAUCCUACAUAAAGAAAUCAGGAACCUAUAGCGACAGUAGACUUUACGAUUACCCUUAUUACUUGAUUACUACCCUUAUUCUAACGAUUUCUUAUAAACUUAUUCAUAAUUUAUAAUUGAUUAAUAUUAUAUUUUUGCAGCAAAAACAAGAAUAUUACGUCUGCAUUAAUUUCUUCCACUUAACGUUGAGGAAUAAAAUAAUAAAAAUAUAAAUAGCAUUUAAUUUAAUUAAAGCAUUAUAUUUAAAAGAAAAUACAUGGCAAAUAAUAGUCCCAGACACCACGCACUUUCAAAAUCAAGACACAAGGUGUAGUAACAAUCUUUUCAGAUAUCAUAUGUUCCGAUUUCAAACAAAUUUAAACAUCAAUUAGCAGGUGCAUUGCUAAUUAGCGUAGUAAAUUUGAAAGAAGACG